AUGUGCGUCCUGAAAAACGAGUUCAACUCUUCCCUGCCGUUAUUUGAGCUCAAUCACUCAUAUAGCUUAGGUAUGGCUCACAACUGCGUGGGGAACUGUGCGCCGUUAUUUUUCCUAGCCAUCGCUUUUGACGUCGGCGGUUUGACAGUUCUUUUAGUUGGUAUUUUCGCCGAUCUAAAAUUGGACGGUCACUUCUACGGUGAUUUCCUAAUCUACACGGGUGCACUUAUCAUCUUCCUCAGUCUGGCUUGGUGGAUUAUGUGGUACACGGGCAACAUAAAGGUUUACUCCGAGGACUUUGAUAAAAGCACCCUGGACAACUUUGCGCUCUGGGCGAGAAAGUUUUCGGAGCGGCUCUCGAAGACCAAGAUCAAAACUCUUGAAGCCGGGGAGAAGUGCAAGUUGAAUGGAAAGGAAUCAGUGAACAGAACGGUUCCUGCUCACGCUCCAUCACGAAUUACGUUUGAACACAGCAGCAGCCUGACGGGACACGACAAUCAUGGAUACGACCGAGGUUUUGACAACCUGCCGACAGAGAAAACGGUCGAGUUGGGGAUACUGAAUAAUUCUGAGGUGUUGCAGAGCAUUGUGGAUGGCAACGUGGUUAGGCUUCUCUGA
This is a messenger RNA of Coregonus sp. 'balchen', 618 nucleotides long. NCBI's taxonomy places the organism in Eukaryota, Metazoa, Chordata, Actinopteri, Salmoniformes, Salmonidae. The record is from the annotation of a GenBank genome assembly.